GAACAAAUUUGAUUAAAUUGUAAGCGAGUUUUUUCAACGAAGUGAAAAAAAAACACAAAAACUUAAAUCUCGCCGAUAUUGUGAAGGUUUCAGUAUUCAGUCUUUAGUUCGGUUUAAUUCAGGCAAACUGUUGCCCUACGAGAUCCAACUUGCAAACUUGUGACAAAUGGCUGAUCCUGGAGAGUCCUUACGGUUUUUGUGUCAGAUUUUCACCGCUGUGCAAACGACAAUCGGCAGCAAGGAGUCCCAAAACAUAACCCUGAAGUACCCACAGAACCCCGUUCUGCAAGUGUUGAUGAAAGAGCUGAACCUCUGUGCGCACGACCACAGCUUUGUACCGCCGUGGUAGCAACCUUUCGAGGCGAUUUUUUGGCUUCGAUAAAUAAUGGGAUAAAACAAUCUAAAAGGACACGCCAGGCAAGGAUCUCAAUCCUUGUUGAAAGACUAUUUCAUAGACUUAUACAUAAGUGUUUUAUUAAGUAAUUUUAAGUUCAGUAAAGAUGCCCGUGUUGACUUUACAGAGGUCUUACAAGUACAUCAUGUACGCCACAAAACAGCCCUCCUUAAGGAUCAACCAGGAUGAUUUGAAGUGCACCAAUGGCUGCGGCUAUUUCGGGAAUGCCGAUUGGGGAGGUUAUUGUUCGAAAUGUUAUCGAAAUCAUAUGGAACAAGAACGCCAAAAACGAACUCGUUCGACCUCCUCUUCUUCCGCACACCAUCAUCAUCAUCAUUCUUCAAAAUCGCAGGUCACGAGUUUUGGCAAGUUCGAGGAAAAAAAGCGUCAGCAAACCGACAAGAAGAACAAGUAUUUGCCAGUUUUCAGGAAGACCUCAAGCGCUAAAGGUGAAUGUCCCAAAGAGGACUACAUAAAUCAUCUAAAUGUCAUUCUUUUAGACUCUGAAAGGUCGGAGCGUCAAUUCGAUGUGAGACACGCCAAUCCAGACACCGACAAGCUAAACGUGGAGUUCAUCGCUCAAUUCGGCAAAUAUGGCGAGGCGGUUCGACACGAUUUUUUCAAGUGCGCCCAAUACUUCACCACCAAAAUCGUGCACGAAAUGAAUUUGAAACUAAUCGACGAGCUGGCUGAAAUGGCGCAGAAAUGUUACGUCAGUUACAUGACCAGAAUUAACGGUAAUCCGCAUUACCAGCAGGUUCCUGAGGGUGUUAGGGAGGACUUGCUGGAUUUCUUCGAGAAAUACUGCAUGAUAAGUUUGUAUACGUUUUUGUUUUGCCCGAAUACAACCAACGAUGAGGAGAAGGAUUUAACCAUACAGGACAGAAUCAGGAAGUUAUCGUGGGUCAACGCCCACCAUUUGGACUGUUGUAUAAGCGAAACCAGCCUCGAGGUUCGCGAUUUGGUGUACACCGCCAUAAACGACCUCUUGGGGAUGGAUUCCAUGAAAGCUCCGCAAGAGAAGCUGGCAUGCGUUGUGAAAUGCUGCAGGUCGGUUGUAGAAGUACUGCAACAUUGCCAAGGCGGUCCAGUGAGCGCGGAUGAAUUUCUCCCCGCUCUAAUUUUCGUCGUCCUAAAAGCAAACCCUGCGAGGCUCAAAAGCAACAUCCUCUACGUCACAAGAUUCUGCAACGAUACUAGAUUAAUGCAGGGUGAGGCUGGCUACUACUUCACCAACCUGUGCUGCGCUGUCUCCUUCAUCGAAAAUUUGACAGCAGAGUCGCUUAGCAUGCCGGAGCAAGAAUUCCAGGCCUACAUGUCGGGUGAAAUGACGUCUGUUAGCGCCUGGGAAUCUGCCCUUGUGGCUUGCGAGGGUAUGCACCAACUGUGCGAGCAUUUGGCGCUGCUAAAAGGUCUUUCGGAGAGAACUGCCUUGGUGCAGGAAGAGUCUAACGCGCUGAGGGAAAACAUGAAAAAACUUAAGGAAGACAUAAACAGCCAAGUAAACGAAAUACUAGAUAGAACCCCGCUAGUAAUAAAGCAGCGAACAAUGCCGGUUUUCCUCUUAAGACCCCAACCUAAACCUAAAAUAGACCCCAACGAGUCCCAACCUAAAAACUUUUACCUGAAAAAUUUGCAAUUCGAUGUCUCCCACACACAAAAAUCAAAGUUGCAGUUGGAUAUAACACCCUGUACACAGGAUGUACAAUCAGAUAAUUUAAAAAUUUCAAAGGACUUUCUAUCGCCUUCAAAGGACAACCUUAGCUUGGCAGCCACCCCAGAAGAAAACAGUUACCUGGGCUUAUCUAAAAUUAACUACGACAUCGAUUUUUCGGAUAUAAGCGCUGAUAACAGCGUUGCAGAAGAACUGACCCCGGAAAAACGCUCCAACUUUACCCCCGAUCCUUUUAGCCCUCUGGAAGGGUCGUCCUGCCACAUAACCCAGUCUCCACUGGUACCAACCACCGCUCACCAAAUCCCCAAGAAGGACGAUUUCGUUCUACCCUUCAAACAAGAGGGUACCAAGCAAAACGAAGAAACGCUUUUGGAUAAGGAGGAGUCUACCUCAGCCGCUGCGUUGCCGAGUCCUCUAAAACCGACAACGUCGCAGUAUACGGGGUUUUCUACGCAGGGCUGGCAGAUUCCUAGUAUACCGUGUGAUACUGGGGAGAGUGCCAGCAAAAAUAAGCAGUGAUUUUUUGGUUGUUGAAAUGUAUAGUCAAUUUUAGAAUUUAUCGAAUAAAUAAAUAUUAUUAAUUUGUAAUUUUUUAUUUCCUGGUAGUAUUAUA
Molecule: messenger RNA, 2682 nt
Organism: Brassicogethes aeneus
Lineage: Eukaryota; Metazoa; Arthropoda; Insecta; Coleoptera; Nitidulidae
Source: the annotation of a GenBank genome assembly